Podarcis lilfordi (Lilford's wall lizard) is the source of this 10766-nucleotide messenger RNA. The record is from the annotation of a GenBank genome assembly. Lineage: Eukaryota; Metazoa; Chordata; Lepidosauria; Squamata; Lacertidae.
GCACUGCCCACCAACCUUGGUCUGCUCUCAGCCAGCCCCCACCUACCUGCUUUCUUCCCUCCACUUCAGCCUCCUCCUUAGUCUCAGUGCUACAUAACUCAGAAGGGAGGAGGGUGGGGAUGAAACUGAUAUUAGUUGGCUCUGCCUAUCAUUCACCCUAGCUCUGCCUAUUGCCCUUUCUGUCUUCUGCCCAACCAGGGCAAGUGGAUACCACCCUUUGCUGCUCCAACCCAUCAAGGAUCCUUUUUGAAAAAUAUUUGUUCCUUCCCUCCUUAUAUUCCUGUAUGGACCUACUUGUCUCUGAUGAUAUGCACUUAGCUAUGUUUGUUCUUGCAGAAAGAAAAUUUGCCAAUGAAGCCCGGAGGAUAGCAGAAGAGAAUGCCUUCGAGGGGGAAAGAUCGCAGACACCUCUUCUUGGCAUCGCUCGAGAGUAUGUUCAAGAGGUCAAGGCAAGUAUAAUAGUUGCAACCAUACGUGGAAUUACCUGCCUGGGAUUGAGUUUGGGGUAAAUUGGUUGUGCCAGUGCGCAGCUGUGCAUAGCAGUGAUUGGCUGGUGUUGGUAACAUCAGAACCCCACCUUCCAAUGCCUGAAGAGUUUUCCAACUCUUUUAAAUGGUUUUUUUUGUUUGUUAUUUUAAUCAACUGAACCUAUAUAAUUAAUUUAACAUCUAUAUGAAGCUAUUGGGAGCACUCGUUAGGAGUCUUGGAGCAAGGUGUCACUGGUAUGCUGAUGACAUGCAGCUCUACUACUCCAUAACAUUUGAAUCAGGAGUGGUUAUGCAAGCUCUGGACUGGUGUCCGAAUGCAGUGCUGGAUUAGAUGAGGGCCAAUAAACUGUUUAAAUCCUGGAAAAAUAGAAGCUCUUUGAGAGGGCGAUUCCCAUGCCUGGGAGGUAGGCAAGUUACCCAUUCUGGACAGGGUCGCACUUCCUCUGGAAGUGCAGAUGUGUAAGCUUGGGUACUCUUGGGUACAUUCCUGUCACUAGAAGAAAAAGUGUGGUUGGUCAGCUACAACCUUUCCUGGACAGGAAUAGCCUAACCACUGUAGUUCAUGCACUGGGGCUGGUUUACUGCAAUGUGCUCUAUGGAUGUCUGUUCUUUGGGAGCUCCAGCUGCUGCAGAAAGUGGCGGCCAGACUGCUGAUGGGGACACAUGGCUGUCGACAUGUGGCAUCACCAUUAUAACAUCUGCAGCGGCUGCCCAUCCACUACUGAGCCAGGUUCCGGGCCCUUGUAUUAAUUUAUCUUAGGUUCAAAAUACCUUAGGGGCUUCUUCCCCUGCUUGAUCACUGAGAUCAUCCAUAGGAGCGUCGCUGAUUGUUCCACAAGCUGGUGAAACUCCUUGAACAUCCACAUGAAACUGAGCCUUUCAUUGGCCCAGCCCUGUAGAAUAUAGAUUCAGUAGGCAUCUUCUGCAUUAACCUUUAAACAUUUGCCGAAGACUUUUCUUCUGCCGGGCCUAUACAAUUAAGAAAAACAUUUUUUGUAAUAGCUAGUGAUCUGUGUUUUUUAAUUGUGUAUAUAUAAUUGUUGUAAACCACCAUUUGAUCCUUUUAAAAUGAUGGUAUACAAGUAUUUUUUAUGAAUAAAUAUGCCUAUAAACAGUUCAACCCAAUGUUUGUUUACUCAGAAGUCAGUCACUUUUAAGAGCACACCUUUCUCAUUUUGUCCAGAUCCAAAGAAUCCAAAAGGAGCUCAAGAAGCUUGGGAUCUGCUUUUCACCACCAGCUUCAGAAAAUAGCCACGAAAUGGGCAACUUGAGCAGUGAUGCAGUUGUUUCUGAUGAGUAUCCAGGCAAACUGAAGUUCUCACUUCUCUACAACAAAGAGCAGCUGGAGCUCCUCUUGACCGUCACAGGAGCCCUGGGCCUACCCACCCAACAGUGCACCAACACCUUUGUCAAGGUUAGGCUGCUGAGCUGGGCUUCCUCCCAGUCUCCUGAUCUCCAGUAUAUUGUCCACGAAUGGCAGACCCACGUGGCAAAGAACUCCAGCAGCCCAGACUUUGGAGAUCAGUUUACUUGUACCCUGCAGGAGGCCGAACUGACAAGGAGCAGCAUCAAGUUACAGGUGAGAGCGAUAGUGGGUAGUCUUCUAUAGUUUUACAGAAGGGCGCAUUUACAGGAGAGCUUCCCACAUUCCUGGUUCAGUGUUUUAGCACUAAAGUUCUGUUCCCAGAAAAAAGCAGGCCAGAUGAUAUGGGUGAGUCCCAUGCUAGUGUGUCUCAGUGGAUGGUAAUGGAGUCUUGGCGAGCCUGGUUGUUACUGCAGUGCAAGCAGGUGGGGGCUCGGGUGAAUUAGUGGCACGUGGCUUCAAGGGAGUGGAUAUGCCUUAGAAUAUUAAGGAUGUCAGCAUGGAUAGCUCAGUUGGAUAGAGCAUGGUGCUAAUAAUGCCAAGGCAAGGUUGCAGGUUCAAUCCCAGUAUGAGACAGCUGCAUAUUCCUGCAUUGCAGGGGGUUGGACUAGAUGAUCCUCAGGGUCCCUUCUGUGCUUCUGCUAUGCUGAUUCCUCUCCUCGGUAGCCCAGAGACCUGCUUCACCCAAGGUUCCUCUCUUCCAUUCCUCUUCCCCACAUAUUUUUUUAAAUAGACUUAAUUUUUCAAUUACAAUCCAAUAAUAGCCUCAUUAUAACAAUACCAAAUUAUAAUACAAUUUCUAAUACCAUUCAUUCAAAUACAGUGGUACCUCGGUUUAAGAACAGCCCUGUUUACAAACAAUUCGGUUUACAAACUCCGCAAAACCAGAAGUAAUGUCCCGGUUUGCGAACUUUACCUUGGUCUAAGAACGGAAUCUGAACGGUGGAAGGGCACCGGCGGCAGGAGGCUUCACUAGGGAAAGCGUGCCUUGGUUUAAGAACGGAUGUCCGGAACGGAUUAAGUUCGUAAACCAAGGUACCACUGUACUAAAUUAUAUAAUUUAGGUGGCCCCCUGCAUGCUAGAUUUGAUGGUUUGAUUAUUUUCUUUAUUUCUGCAUUCCAAAAUCUUAUUAAUUUCAAUUACAUUCCAGUCAAAAUAAGAAUCCCUUAUACAACAACUGCAAUAUGAAUAACUUCCAUUCGUGCUGACACAUUAGAUGAUUUAUAGAACUACAAGUGAAAGGCGAAAGAUUUAUACGAUCUGAAGAGAAACCAGAAUAUGGCAACGCCAGAUAUGGCAACGCCAUAUCAUGUGGAAAGCACCUGGAAGUUACAGCCCUUGUUUAAAUCUCAAGUCACAUCUACAUGCAGUAAGGUCCAAUGUGAGAUUCUGAGCCAUUUUCCUUUGAGCUGCAAUAGACAGUUGAGCUGCCAAAAUCAUGUAUAGGUCCUCCCCACACAUUUGAGAGGUGCCAUCACUCCUAGCUGAGGGAAAGACACAGUUCCCAGCCUGGACUGCAAAGGGACUUGCAGGGGUGUAAUGGUGAGGAGGAGGAGGUGGUACUGAACUCUUCUGCCGGCUCCUGAUUCCUCACUGCAAAUGUCCGUCCCCCCCCCCGCACGCAAGACUCCAAAAAUGGAAGUGAGCCUAUCUGAAGAGGAAGGGGAGGCCUGAGGGCAGUUGCAAGGGGAAAGCAGUGGCUGCAGGUGGGGCUGAGCACUCUUCCCUCCCCCUACACCCUGCAAUCUUUGUUAUCUUGUGAAGUGUGGAUUGGCUGGGGUAUACAGUGGUUCCUUGGUUCUCAAACUUAAUCCGUUAAUGGAAGUCCGUUCCAAAACCAAAGUGUUCCAAAACCAAGGCGCACUUUCCCAUAGAAAGUAAUGCAAAAUGGAUUAAUUCAUUCCAGACUUCUAAAAACAACCCCUAAAACAGCAAUUCAACAUGGUUUUUACUGUCUAACAAGGCCAUUGAUCCAUGAAAUGAAAGCAAUAAUCAAUGUACUGUACUAUAAAAUAAAUAAGACAGUAUUGUAGAUGAUAAAAAUUAGAAUUAAUAUUUUUUCUUACCUGCACUGCUGAUAGUUAUUGUUUGGGUGGGGGGGCUUUUAUCCAUUUCCACGGUCACUCAAUCAAUCAAUCAGUAGCUGAACUGGGUUCCACACAGUCACAAAAACAAAUUAACCGAAAAAGCCUCAAAAACAAAAACGCAAAGCAAAUAGCAAAAACAAAAGCACCAAACCUAAUCCGUUCCAGAAGUCCGUUUGACUUCCAAAAUGUUUGAAAACCAAGGCACAGCUUCUGAUUGGUGCAAGCGCCCCAGAAACAAUUGCCAACAGCUGCAUCGGACGUUCGGUUUCCGAAAAAUGUUCGAAAAAUGGAACACUUACUUCCGGGUUUUUGGCAUUUGGAAACCAAUGCGUUUGAAAACCAACAUACCACUGUAAUUCAUUGGGAAUCUGAUACAAGACACACACACAGUGAAAGUGUGGAUCUUGCUUGCAGUACUAGCCACCACACAGAAGCAGAGAAAGGUCCAGAUCUUUUGCUGUUGUAUAAAUAAUAGGCUUAGAAAACAACUCUGGAUGAAGUUAUACACAGAAAAGUAAGCGCCAGGUUGGUAGGCUUUUCCAAUACAUACAGAUGCUAAGCAUCACCGUUGCCCUAACACCAACUAACUAAGACUGAGACUUGCAAGCUGAAGUUUUAUGGCAUUUCAUACAUGAAGUGGCUGUUCUCAAAAUGAGGCAAGAAAUCGCCUCAAAUAAACACAGGGCUCUAGUCAUGUGGUUUGAGGGGUGGGGUGGGGCAGAAAACCCUUUCAAAGCAUGUAACGAUAUAAUUUCAAAUUGUAAAUAAAAAACUAGGUGCAUCAUAGAUCUGAACUGCUGAUCUUUCAGCUGCCUAUGGAGCAAUGCCUCCAUCUUGUGGAAAUCUCCAAUAAAUGCAUGUCUUUCCUGCAAGCAAAAGGUACAUGUGGUUGCCCUCUGUUCCACUUUGUUCAAUUUCCUUUUGCUUGGCUUGACACAUGGUGCCCCAUUACUGCUAUUUGUGCAUUUCCUGUCAGCGUAUGUUUCCCUUUUUCUCAAUAUAUUGGGCUCUUUAGCCAACUUUUUUUAAAAAAAUAUCCUCCCCCAAGCUUCUCAGGCUGCUUGGUGGAGGUUUAUACCUACAUUUUAUCUUGCAUGUAGAGGAAACUGUUUUUGUGAGCUACACAAAAAAGCAAAUGGAUAAAAUUUUGAUGUGUUCGUUGAUGAGGUGAACGAAAUAGUGCUUGUAUCAACCCCAGUGUGAAAGGGAGGCAGCAACUGAACAAAUCAGAUAAUGGGAAAAGCGACAGCAUGGAACUUGUGUUAUAAUAAGGAAGAUGGUGGGAUGUCUGUUCAAAUAAGUGUAAGAUAGUUAUGAAGAUUAUUUCCCAGAAAACCAGUGUUGGGUAGUGGUUGUACUGCUGUACUAUGGCCUGGAAGGCCAGGGUUCAAAUCCACACCGAGCCUUGAAGUACAAUGGGUGACCUUGGGCCAGUCACUUUCUCUGACUAACUUUACCUCACAAAGUUGUUGUGAGGAAAAAACGGGGUGGGGGAGAACCAUAUAUGCCACCUUGAGCCCCUUGGAGAAAAAGUGGGAUAUAAAUGUAAUAUUAAUUAAUUAAUUAAUGGAGUGCAAACUUUUGCACUCGUCCUUCCCUCCCAGUACUAACCAAGAAGGAAUACAGAAUGAAAAGCAAAAUAUUCAUGUGGAAAUCACAUGAAUAACACCUGAACUGAGACACAGCAUCUAGGGUCAACUUACGUGACGCAGGAAAAUGUUCUUUAAGCAAUUUGCGUGAGCAGAGUAAGGCCUGGAAUUUCAACACCGUGUUUCAUAUCUGAGUGGAAAUUCCCCUGAGGUCUUAUGACCUUUGCAGGAAAUACUGGGCUGUAUUCAACUACGGUAACUCAGGCCUCCUCAACCUUGGCCCUCCAGAUGUUUUUGGCCUACAACUCCCAUGAUCCCUAGCUAGCAGGACCAGUGGUCAGGGAUGAUGGGAAUUGUAGUCUCAAAACAUCUGGAGGGCCGAGGUUGAGGAAGCCUGAACUACACUCGGUUAGUCAUGUCCACUAAUUUUAAUGGGUCUACUCUGAGUAAAGAUUAAUUGACUACGACCUACUGAUUUGUCUUUUCAAACUUCAUAUACUAUGGUGGUCUAUGUGUAGAAACCUUCAGUUUAAAUAUUGCCUCACUUUUGAGCUCUUUGUGUGGCUUUAAGCAAACCACUAUCUCUCUUCAGUCCACCAUCCAUAGGGAUAAUACCGUUGGCCUAAUUUAUAGGGCCAUUAGUAUAUCAUCAUCAUCAUCAUCAUUUCUAUGCAUAUAUAUAUAUAUGAAUUGCAGGGAUAAAUGCGUGUGAAGCAUUUCAGGAAUAAACACCAUAAAUCAAUACAGAUUAUUACUGUUAUUGUUAUUGUUAUUAUUUUAUGAUGUCAAUUAUUCCAUAGGUUAAACACUUUGACAGAUAUUCCCGGCAUAUGCCUCUGGGGGAAGUGAGAAUAGCUCUGAAUGCACUUAAUACUUCCAGAAAGAUCGAAUUCUGUGAAGAAUUACAGAAGGCGACAAAGGUAGCUGUGGGUUUUCUUCAUUACUUUGGGAGAAUUCUCAAAAUCCUACAUUAAUUUUUUUAUUACAAAAUAAAAAUUCCAGGUUAUUGACACAGAAGGUGAGAUCAAGAGUAGUGCGAGCAGCCACUUGCUCAUGGAACGGGGCAUCUACUUCCCUUUCUCACCCCUGCAGCCUUCAAUUCACCCACAAAAUCUGCUCCCAAGUGUUGAGGGAACACUCCAGAAAUGAUUUUGAGGGUGCCUGGUGGGGAGGGGUUAGAGGGGGGUGGAAAAAGAGAAAUAGCAAGUCCCUUUGUGCAAGUGGAUUUCUGUCACACAAGCAGACUGCCACAAAGAGAGAUCACCCAGAAAAUUCUCAAAAUUAUGAAGACAUGAUUCGUGCAUUAUCAGAGCUGCAGAGUUCCUAUUUAUAGAUGGGAUGCUUAUAAAUUUACAGAUGACACAAAGCUGGAAGGAAUAGCUAACACCAUAAAAAACAGAAUUAAGAUUUAAUGUAAUUUUGGCAAGCUGGAAAACCAGGCUGAAACCAACAAGAUGAAAUGUAGAAGACAACAGGCCCGAGGGAUUUCAAUAUCCUUGCUGAAUCUUACCAAAUCAAAUAAACAAGAAAUUAACUAUUCUGUUGUAAGGAAAACAAGCAAAAGUACAACGACAAAAAUUAAGCCCGUUUAACCAAAUACCUGGGUAGAACACAAACAUGCACACAAUACAUUUGAACAGAUUAAACAACCAACGGCCUUAGUAAUAGUUCCCACCCUGUUUUUCACUUAGAGCAGCCCACUCUGUGCCAAGUAGACUUUCACUCUGUGGCUUUUGAACAACUUAAUACCUUUCACCGCCAUGAAUUGUUGUCCACAAGCAUCUACAGGAAGAAACUGCCACCCCUUGUCCAUAGAAGCAACAGAGUAAGAAACAGUCGGAAAAUAAAAAGUGGGUGGCAAUAAGCCAUAGCUGAUUUCUCUCUUCCCCAUUCCAAUCCUAAGGAAAUUCCUGGGCCUCAAGGUUGGUAAGGCUGAAGGAGAAUUGCAAGUGGAUUUGCUGGCCUUCCCCUCCAGCGUUUCCCUUACAUCUUUUCACAGGACACAGUCGGAGAAGUUCUUGUGUCACUGAAGUGCCUUCCGAUCUCUCAGAAGAUAGAGGUUGGGCUACUGAAAGUGAAAACUGCCUUCUUGUACAACAGUCCAGAGAAACGUAAAUAUAUCUGUUUUCUUGUUCUUUGCCUGAUGUUUGGGUGCUGCCUCCUUCUGACCUGCUGUCCCACCUGGAAAGAGGUGACUCACAAGAGAGGUGUAUUCUUGAAUAUGUUGAUAAAAACUGACCCAGAGAUGUAGAGUCUUGGUAUCAUUAGAGCCCGAUUAAAGUUCUACAGACACUGUAGCAGUAAUAGUUGAAGGUGGAGAGUGUCUUGGGAAUUGAUCAUUUUCUCCUCACCCCAUGCACUAAAAGCAUAAAGUCAAUCUUGAAAUCCCAGCUCAGUAUCUCUGUCCCCUUGAAGUUGUUUCAGGCUGUAGUGCAGGAAGUGGUCCAAAGGUGUGACUGAAGAGAAUGGAUGUAGCAUAGUGCUGAAAGGCAAUAGAGCACAAAAACUGAGAUAGGUGGGCUGGAGAAAUGACCAAAUAAUAAUAAUUGAAGGGAGUGGGGGAACUAUAUAGGGACCCUUAUCUUCUGAUAAAUGGAAGUCCAGCUUUGAUCUCUGACACCAGCAGAUACAAAACUACAAGGCUUUUCCAUACAAAGAUGAGGACUACAGGCUUGCUUUUUUGGUUUACUGGAAUAUGAGUUUCAUGUUUAUCUAAAUUUCCAAAAGAUCUCUAGAACUAGGGCUACUGUACAUCCAGAUUUUCCUGGACAUUACUGGGAUUUCAAAGGUGAGGUGAAUUUCCAAAAAGCAACACUUUGCCCUUUCGGGUUUUCCUUUAAAAAAAAGCUCAAGAAUUUUGGGGUCUUCCUAAAACAAACAAACAAACAAAAAAAAACUUUCGAUGUAUCCUGGUUUUUGCUUUUUGAAAUAUGGCAACCCUACUAGAACCCUUGUUUUAUAUUCUGUAGUUGCUUUCUUGCGAUCCAGUUAGAGAUUAAUAUGCACAUCCAGUUUGCUCCAGAGUACCGUAUGUUGUUCUUAGUGCUUCUGAAGCCUUAGCACAUUAUAUCUCAUUUGCAGUGUUAGAUUCUUCCUCCUUUUACCUCUCCUGUAUGGCUGUGUCACAGACAUUUGUAGUCCUCCCUCUCACAGAGAUAGAAGUUAUUACUGCUUCCAAUAAUCGUCAAAUUCCUCCCUCUCAGCCUCAAUGCAAGGAAAAGAUAAAUUAUUAAAUCUCUGCCCAGUUCAGAGGAAUAGUUGUGAUCUUGGGACAAUAACUGUUCAUGUUGCCACUCCUUCUGAUGCUCUUUCUGUUCCAGGUAUAUAUGCAAGGAUCGAUGUCUUCUGCAAUCUCCAUAAGCAGAAGCAUCAGAAAUCCAAGCCCAAGACCCUCACAUCAAUUACUGUCUUCAAUGAAACCUUCCUGUUCCACCUGCCUCAGCCUAUAGUUUGGGACUGUGCUCUCCUCAUUUCCAUUUAUGAGCUGCGUCCCAGAAGCAAGCAGCUUGUAGGACAGGCUGUGCUGGGGAAACGAGGACCCAACGAUAUGAAUGACCACUGGCAUCGCAUGGCACAGUCCAUCCAGCAUCCUGUAGCUAAGUGGCACCCUUUGCUCAUUUAAAAGUUGGAUUUCGCAGUUAUGUGGAUGUGCCCAAACUUUCCUCCUUAACACUAGGAGCUACUGUAGCAUCCAAGCAAGCCCUCUUAAGCAGAGGUGAAUAAUGACCGACAGAGUUUGGUCAGAGCAGCAGUAGUAGAGGCCACAAACUUCUUUCAUGCAAAACUUAUUUCUUUUCAUUCUCACAGGUGUUUCCAUUGAAGAAAAGGAUUUCCCCCAUCACGGCCACUGUGCCAUUGUACUUUAUAGCAAACAAGGAUACUGGGCCAAGGAGCAUAGAUGGAAAUCAAAGAAACUGUUGUGGGCACCAAAAAAAUACCCAUUUCACAGAAGAAAAACUGGCAAUGUUCAGAACCCAGCCCCCACAAAAAAAAAACAGAGCAAACACCACAUGUGCCCCGUGACACUAAGAAAAAAGCAGGCAACUCUCCUGCCAAACAAACAAGCAAAAAGCCAAAAUAACUGGAUGUUUUUUAUUGGUGCCAAAGGUGGGUGUUCUGAGGGCUCCGUUUGUGCUCACGGGCACUGCAUUGGGGAACCUAAUGGCAGCAUGGUGUGGCUGCAACUGGGGCUUAAACACACUAAGAAAACACAGACACCCCCUUGCCAUUAAAAUAGUCAAGGGAUGAAUUGGACACGGAGAGGAAGAGGAAUGGGAUGCCUAGGGUUGCAUAGGAAACCUGUGUUCAUUCUCCAUUUUGAACUCAAGUUCUUUUGCCACAUUUUCUGCCAGUUGGCCUACAGCUGGGAAGAGGCUAUAGCUCAGUGUCAGAGCACACACUUUGUGUGCAGAAGAUCCCAUGUAGGAUCCCUGACAUUUCCAGUUAAAAAGAUCGCAGCUAACAUGUCUGGGGAAGACCUCUGCAUGAGGGCCUGCAUAGCUGCCAGCAUAGUAGUGAAGGGAGAGCUGUGGCUCAGGGGCAGACAGCUCCAACUCCCUGGCAACUCCAAGUCAGGCUCCUGUCUGAAAACUCUGAAGCUGCUGCCAGUUAGUGUAUACAAUGCUGGGCUUGGUAGGAAGCAGCUGCCUGUGUUCCUGACAGUUCCUGUGUUCCUGUGACACCUCCGGGUAUAGGGCGGUAUAUAAAUUCAAGAAAUAAUGAUAAUAUAAGGGAGCAUCUAAUACAGAUGAAAGCAAAGCUAAAGACACUUUUUUCAUCACGAGUGAUGAAAAUCCAGUGUGCCCACCCCACGCUGCCUCUACACUUCCAGUUCAUGCUAGCAGAUUGACCAGCUCCCAAUGGGUUUCAGAGUCCGUUCAGCUUGUGGGUACUGAGGUUUAAAGCCCUACAUAGUUUAGUGGACAGAUGUUUGUUUGACUGUCUUCCUCCCUAGUGGUCUGCUCAGUCACUGUGAUGUUAAUAUGAACUGGGGUGCCCUAGUCAUUCAAAGUAAGUGAUGACCGGAGAGAGUCUUUGCUUCUGGUACGCCACCUCUGCAGUGUUCUCAGGGAUGCUUGCAAAGUGCCUGUGUUUAUAUCAUUUCAGUGUCAGACAAAGAGCUUUUAAAUGUUCCCACGCUUGAUUCUCUCUCUCUCUCUCUCUCUCUCUCUCUCUCUCUCCCACACACACACACACACACACACACACGUCUAUAUCUAUCUGUGGUUGUCUGCUGGG